Molecule: messenger RNA, 2339 nt
Organism: Hyalella azteca
Lineage: Eukaryota; Metazoa; Arthropoda; Malacostraca; Amphipoda; Hyalellidae
Product: heat shock protein HSP 90-alpha
Exons: 2
Coding region: 4-2136 (710 amino acids)
Biological process (GO): protein stabilization; protein folding; cellular response to heat
Cellular component (GO): perinuclear region of cytoplasm; protein-containing complex; plasma membrane
Molecular function (GO): disordered domain specific binding; ATP hydrolysis activity; ATP-dependent protein folding chaperone
Source: RefSeq, a predicted model, not a curated record
GAAAUGGCAGAAGAAGUUGAAACAUUCGCCUUCCAGGCUGAAAUCGCUCAACUCAUGUCGUUGAUAAUCAAUACGUUCUACAGUAACAAAGAAAUCUUCCUCCGAGAACUGGUGUCAAAUUCUUCGGACGCGCUUGAUAAAAUUCGAUACGAAUCCCUCACUGAUCCGACUAAACUGGAUAGCGGAAAGGAGCUUUACAUCCGCAUUAUUCCGAAUAAGAAUGAUCGCACCUUGACGAUUUAUGACUCUGGUAUCGGCAUGACGAAGGCCGACCUCAUCAACAACCUGGGCACCAUCGCCAAGUCCGGCACCAAGGCCUUCAUGGAGGCCCUCAACGCUGGCGCCGACAUCUCCAUGAUCGGGCAGUUUGGUGUGGGCUUCUACUCCGCAUACCUCAUCGCCGACAGAGUGGCGGUCACUUCCAAGCACAACGACGACGAACAAUACACUUGGGAAUCAGCUGCCGGAGGCUCUUUUACUGUCAAGCUCGAUAAUUCGGAGCCGCUGGGCCGCGGCACUAAGAUCGUGCUCUACCUCAAGGAAGAUCAAACGGAAUACCUUGAAGAACGAAGAAUUAAGGAUGUCAUCAAGAAGCACUCUCAAUUCAUUGGAUAUCCUAUUAAACUUGUCGUUGAAAAGGAGAGAGAAAAGGAAGUUGACGAUGAUGAAGGGGAUGAAAAGGAGGAAGACAAGACAGCCGAGGGUGACAAGCCGAAAGUUGAAGAUGUCGGCGAAGAUGAAGAAGCGGACAAGAAAGAAAAAAAGAAGAAAACAAUCAAGGAGAAGUAUAAUGAGGACGAAGAGUUGAACAAAACGAAACCUCUGUGGACCCGCAACCCUGACGACAUUUCCCAAGUUGAAUACGGAGAAUUUUACCGGUCCCUCACAAAUGACUGGGAGGAUCACCUUGCCUGCAAACAUUUCAGCGUCGAGGGUCAACUGGAGUUCCGUGCUCUGCUGUACAUCCCGAGACGCGCUCCAUUUGAUCUCUUCGAAAAUAAGAAGCAAAAGAACAAAAUCAAACUGUACGUGCGACGCGUGUUCAUCAUGGACAACUGUGAGGAGCUCAUCCCUGACUACUUGAACUUUAUCAACGGCGUAGUUGAUUCCGAAGACUUGCCUUUGAACAUUUCCCGUGAAAUGUUGCAGCAGAAUAAGAUCCUUAAAGUCAUCCGCAAGAAUCUCGUCAAGAAAGUACUGGAGCUUAUCGAUGAGCUUGCCGAAGAAAAAGAUAAUUACAAGAAAUUCUACGACAACUUCUCAAAGAACCUCAAAUUGGGAAUACACGAAGAUUCAACCAAUCGCAAGAAGCUCUCAGAGUUCUUGCGCUACCACACUUCUGCCAGCGGCGAAGAAAUGGUUUCUCUUAAGGAUUACGUGUCCAGAAUGAAGGACAACCAAAAGCACAUCUACUAUGUCACCGGAGAGUCGAGGGAGCAGGUUGCCAGCUCAACAUUCGUAGAGCGAGUUCUGAAUCGAGGCCUUGAGGUCGUUUACAUGGUAGAUCCCAUCGACGAAUAUUGCGUGCAGCAACUCAAGGAGUACGACGGCAAAACGCUCGUGUCUGUAUCCAAAGAGGGUCUUGAGUUACCCGAGGAUGAAGACGAAAAGAAAGCUUUUGAAGAAAAGAAAACUAAAUUUGAAAACCUAUGCAAGCUCAUCAAAGAUAUUCUGGACAAGAAGGUCGAGAAAGUUGUUUUGUCCAAUCGUUUGGUUUCUUCGCCGUGCUGCAUCGUGACGUCUCAGUAUGGCUGGUCAGCGAACAUGGAGAGAAUCAUGAAGGCGCAAGCCCUACGAGACUCGUCAACUAUGGGCUAUAUGGCCGCCAAAAAACAUUUCGAGAUCAACCCAGACCACAACAUCAUUGAAAACCUUAGACAAAAGGCGGAGGCUGACCGCAAUGACAAAUCUGUUAAGGAUCUCGUCAUGCUCCUCUUUGAGACUUCACUUUUAACAUCCGGUUUCACGCUAGAGGAACCUACCAAGCACGCAGGUCGCAUCUAUAGGAUGAUUAAACUUGGCCUCGGUAUCGACGAUGACUCGGCGGACACUGCUGUAGAGAUGCCAUCUCUAGACGAUCUUCCUCCACUCGAAGGAGAGGACGAGGAUGCCUCCAGGAUGGAAGAAGUUGACUAAUUUUUCAAAGCUAAUAUCAGCUUGAAAAUUUUCGUGGGAAUGUUAGAUUUCAGUACAAACUCUAAGGUUAUUUUUCUAUUGAUUCUCUAAUUAAUGAUAUAAAAUUUAGAAAAAAACACCAAUGCAAAAGUUUGAAUUUUUGACUAUACGUAAUUCUAGCGUAACUUUCAAAUUUCGGAUGAUAAAUAAACGAAGAAGAUAAC